UCUGACUGGAGACACUCCUGUACGCAAGCCCUCCCUCCGCGGCACUGCUGCUUCCAACAACAAGCAGAAGCCAGCAACAUGGCCGACCUAGGAAAGAAGUAUUGCGUAAACUGCCUUGCAGACGUUACGAAUCUGCGGCUUCGCUGUACUGACUGCCCAGAUAUCGAACUAUGUCCGGAGUGCUUCUCCGCGGGUGCAGAAAUCGGUAAUCACCGGCGAUGGCACGGUUAUCAGCAAGUCGACGGCGGGCGCUUCACCCUCUGGGGUCCCGAAGCGGAGGGAGGAUGGACUAGCAGGGAAGAGCAGUCGCUACUCGAUGCGAUCGAGCAAUAUGGCUUUGGAAACUGGGUAUUUCACUUUAUAGCCUACCUACUUUUCUGAUAGCUAUAGAAUACAAACACGAGCAUAAAAAUAUGUAGACUACAUGUGAAUGAGUAAAGUUACUCCCGUGAAAAAUAACACAAUAUGGACCCCUAUACAUUUGACAACUUCAGACUGACAGCCAGGUCCUGUCGAGAGUUGGCCAUAUCGAUGCAAUUCUUGAAAUUCACUUUAGACCUGUAUACAGCUAGCUAGCUAAGUUGUGAUGAAUGCAACUUUUUCAUGCAAACGCACAUUACAAUCCACGAUGUUGCAAACGUGCAAUGCAAUAUGAACAUACAGGAAACUUUUGGUGUAAUGUUGGCUAGUCAGUUUCAAUGGAUCUGUUGGGAUCUCCUAUCAAUGGAAUUCAACACACGGCUAUGCUAAUAGUGAACGUAUAGCAAUGCAUGCAUUGUGUGUGUGUCUGUGUAGCCUAAAUGCUUGCAGGGAUGUACCCCCCCCCCCCCCAGUAACACUGGCCUGUGUGUGUUCUGGUCUUUCAGGAGGACAUGGCCACUCAUGUAGGGGCGUCUCGGACCCCCCAGGAGGUCAUGGACCACUACGUCAGCAUGUACAUCCAUGGCAACCUGGGCAAGGCCUGCAUCCCCGACAGCAUCCCCAACCGGGUGACGGACCACACCUGCACCAGUGGCGGCCCCCUGUCCCCCAGCCUCACCAUCCCCCUGCCUCCCCUGGACGUGACCCUGGCCGAGCAGCAGCAGCUGGGCUACAUGCCACUCCGCGACGACUACGAGAUGGAGUACGACCAGGAGGCGGAGAAGCUCAUCAGCGGCCUGUCGGUCAACUACGACGAUGAAGACGUGGAGAUCGAGAUGAAGCGCGCGCAUGUGGACAUGUACGUGCGCAAGCUCCGCGAGCGCCAGCGCCGCAAGAAUGUGGCCCGUGACUACAACCUGGUUCCCGUCUUCCUAGGCCGCGACAAGAAGGAGAAGCCGGGCACGCUGGGAGUUGUAGGUGGUGGUAGUGGCGUCGUCGGAGCGGUGGGGAGCCUUCCGACGCCAACUGCUCCCGUGGUGACACCGGGAGCUCCAGCCGGCCCGACCGUUCCCAAGCGUAAGAUCCCCAAGGAGGAGAAGGAGCAGCGGCUCAAGUUGCGGGGGAUGUGCCAGUUCAUGGCUCAGCGGGAGUUUGAGGACUUGUUUGACAACAUGCACAAGGAGCGCGUGCUGCGGGCCAAAGUACGAGAGCUGCAGCGCUGCCGCCGCAACGGCAUCACACGACUGGACGAGUCGGCCGAAUACGAGUCGGCGCGGCACAAACGGGAGAAACGCAAGGAGAACAAGAGCGUAGCUACCUCGAAAACGGGCCGGGGCGGAGGGCUCAGUACAGGAGGAGGAGGGCUUGGCGGAGGGACAGGAGGUGGCGGAGUGGGCGGUGGUGUCAUCAAAGAGGAGGGCAAGGAUGGCGAGUUCCCGGCCAUAGAGAACCUGGCGGGAUUCGAGCUGCUGUCGGACCGGGAGAAGGUGCUGUGCAACUCGCUCAACCUCAGCCCCACGCGCUACCUGACCGUCAAGACAAUCAUCAUCAAGGACCACCUGCAGAAGAGCCAGGGCAUCCCCUCCAAGAGCCGCCUGCCCAGCUACCUAGAUAAGGUGCUCAAGAAACGCAUUCUCAGCUUCCUCACAGAGAGCGGCUGGAUAUCCCGGGACGCAUCCUAA
Messenger RNA from Coregonus sp. 'balchen', 2042 nucleotides. The record is from the annotation of a GenBank genome assembly. Lineage: Eukaryota; Metazoa; Chordata; Actinopteri; Salmoniformes; Salmonidae.